This is a messenger RNA of Toxorhynchites rutilus septentrionalis, 1522 nucleotides long. Its product is annotated as RNA-binding protein NOB1. Lineage: Eukaryota; Metazoa; Arthropoda; Insecta; Diptera; Culicidae. The coding region runs from base 128 to 1489 and encodes 453 amino acids. Gene Ontology annotation, cellular component: preribosome, small subunit precursor. The record is from RefSeq and is a predicted model, not a curated record. Gene Ontology annotation, biological process: ribosomal small subunit biogenesis; maturation of SSU-rRNA. The transcript is spliced from 2 exons. Gene Ontology annotation, molecular function: RNA endonuclease activity.
CUCAGAUUGUCAUACAAUUUGUUUUCCCCUGAGACUUUUUUCCUUUUCUCAUCUGUUUGUACAGUAACUUCACGUGGCUGAGAUGUUUUGUUUUCAUUAUCGCAUGCUGGCUUAAAAAAUAAUUACGAUGGCCAAAUUUGCGCACCUGGUUGUGGAUACCUCAGCGUUCAUUAAGAACGUCCAAUUGCAGGACUUCGCGGAAUGCUGCUAUACCGUCCAGGGUGUAGUCGAUGAAAUCAAGAAUGAUCGCCAGCUGAAGCGGUUGGUCGUGCUCCCGUACAGUUUAAUCGUGAAGGAACCCGAUGCGGAUGUGCUGACAAAGAUUGUGGCUGUAGCCAAGAAGACGGGUGAUUUUGCGUCGCUUUCUUUGGUGGAUUUGAAAGUUAUGGCAUUAACUUAUCAGUUGGAGAAGCAACAUGUCGGGACGGAGCAUCUCAUUGAUGAGCCUAAAAUUGCGCGGACCAUAUGUUCGAGUGGGAAGCCUCAGGAGUUGGUUGGUUCGACGCUGAUUGCAGGAUUUUACAACGGGAAGCAGGCGACUGUCAAGAAACAGCUGGAAAGUGAACCAUGUUCGGGUCAACAGAAGGAAUUAGAAGAUGAGGUGCCGGAUGUAGACACUGCCGUCAACGACAAUGAAUUAGAGCAGAAUUUUGCAGAACUAAGUACUGUAGAGGUGGAAAGAUUUGAAGCGCUUUUACAGCAGAAUCUGGAAGCGAAUAAAGAGGAAUCUUCAGAGGUGGAAAACGGCCGGGAACAACAGAAUCUGGAAACAGAUUUUGAAAAACCUUAUGAGGUAGAAAUCCACGAGGAAGAGUAUUCAGAAAAUGAAGACAAUCAAGAAGAUGACUCCAACGAUGAAGAUUCUAAUGAUGAUGAAGGUUGGAUCACUCCCUCGAACAUUAAAGAAGUUAAACGCGAUUUUGGGUUGAAUCUAUUGGAGGACAACCCUUCUCCUGUCGCUUGUAUGACAACAGAUUUUGCUAUGCAGAAUGUUUUGAAGCAGAUCGGACUAAACAUUGCUGCCCUUGAUGGGCGCGUAAUCAAACAUGCCCGAACAUAUAUCUUAAGAUGUUACGCUUGCUUCAAAACCACACCAGAUUCAACUAAAGUGUUCUGCCCAAAGUGUGGCAAUAAGACUCUUAAAAAGGUAGCCGUUAGCUUGGAUGAGAAUGGCCAGCAGAUGAUUCACAUUAAUUCCAGGCGACCAUUGACUGCAAGACAUAAAAAUCGGCCGGUUUCCAAGUUUGAUGGUGGUAAGCAUUCAACAAAUCCGAUAUUGUUCGAGGAUCAACCGCUACCAAUGCAAAGAAUAUCUGCCAAGGCAAAGGCUAAAACCAAUGCUCUCGGGGACGAUUAUACUGCUGGAUAUUCGCCGUUCGUAAUGAGAGAUGUCGAUUCGAGAUCGGCCGUGCUCAGAGGUAACUCGAAUUUGAAACAAUGGAUGAAGAACUAUGAUUACGACAACUAUAGAAGAGGUUAUAAAAAGUAACAAUAAAUAUUUGUUUAUAUAAUAAAUCGCUAA